Messenger RNA from Parasteatoda tepidariorum (common house spider), 5068 nucleotides. RefSeq lists its product as uncharacterized. The record is from RefSeq and is a predicted model, not a curated record. Lineage: Eukaryota; Metazoa; Arthropoda; Arachnida; Araneae; Theridiidae.
AUCAUUUGAGUCUUUUUACCUCUGAAAAAUGGAAUAUCUAAGCUACUUCUUAAGGAUUAUGACAACUACGGUAUUUAUUUGUUGGACUCUAUUAACCCUUGCAGAUGGACAAAUAUUAUUAAACAGUCAAUUUGGAUCGAAAAUCAACAGAAAUCAGCACGAAGCUAAGCUGAUUCCAGUAAGCGAUACAGACACAGGAGGAUUGCAACAAACAGCUCUUUUUGAACCUUAUCAGGAAAUAUAUACGGUAAAAAACAGAGCUGGUGAUACCCAACAAGUUCAUUAUGCAGUGGACGAUUAUGGUUUGAGGGCUAACUUUCAUUCAAACACAUUGCGUUUUGAUCCUUCUUCAUCAUCCGUACGUUUUGGUGAAAGAUUAAAGUCAAAAGAGCAAGAUGCAUUUGUGCCCGAAUCAAUACAUAAUGCUCCUCAAACUUCUUUCCUUCCUAAAAAUUCCCCAAGUGCAAUAUUUAAUAUGCCUGAAAAUGCCUUUUUUCCACCAGAGUUUCCUAGCGCACUAUAUAAUACUCCUCGAAACUCUUUCUUAACUCCUCUUGUUUUUAAAGAAUCUCAACGUGAUAAUAAAAUGCCUAUAUAUCCACCAUCCACUAAGCAACAAGACUUGAGCUAUGCUACUGCAAAUGAUGCUAAAGUUCAGGGAAAUGAACCAUCUACAUUUACUGAGCCCAUAUCUAAAUCUUCUUUCGUUAAUCCGGCAUUGGUGAAUGAAACUGUAGAUCUGGUUGCUACACAGGUGAUGAGAGACGAGAAACAAGAAAAUAAAGACAGUGCUGAACGCAUCCCAAAUGAACAAAGGAAUGUUGAUUCUCUUAAAUCCUCUCCAAGAAUACAGAUUGUGAAAUCACCUAGGCUGCAGGCAAUCAAUUUUUCUUAUCCACCAAUCAGAGAAUCAGCCUUUAUCCCGACUGAAAAAAUUGAAUUGCUGCGAACACCAGUCACUAAAGAUAAACAGAAGUUUUCAUCUCUCUCUAAUUUGCCUCUUUUCAAACCGCAAGGUCAAUUAUUUGAUGCUUCAAAACCAAAAACAGCGUAUUCCAUAAGGCAACAAAACAAAGCAUACGUUGGAAAAGAAGAACCUAAAUCUCUACCACAAACUACAUCUUUUAAUUCUUUUAAUUUGCCUCUUUUAAAACCUCAAGCACCAAAGUUUGAUGUUUCAAAACCAAAAGCACUCUUUCCUAUAACUCAGCAAAGCAAAGCUUUUGUUGGUAAAGAAGAACCUAAAUCUCAACCACAAACUACAUCUUUUAAUUCUGUUAAUUUGCCCCUUUUAAAAUCUCCAGCACCAAAGUUUAAUGUUUCAAAACCAAAACCGUAUUUUCCCAUAGUUCAGCAAACUAAAGCUUUUGUUGGUAAAGGAGUACCUAAAUCUCAACCACAAAGUACAACUUUUAAUUCUGUUAAUUUGUCUCAUUUAAUUCCUCAAGCACCAAAGUUUGAUGUUUCAAAACCAAAAUCAUAUUUUCCCGUAGCUCAGCAAAUUAAAGCUUUUGUUGGUAAAGAAGAACCUAAAUCUCUACCUCAAACUACAACUUUUAAUCCUGUUAAUUUACCCCUUUUAAAACCUCAGGCACCAAAGUUUGAUGUUUCAAAGCCAAAAGCUGUUUAUCCUCAACAAAACCAAGCGUAUGUUGGUAAAGAUGAACCUAAAUCUCCAUUACCAGUGACAACUUUUGAUUCUUCUAACAAAGCUAUAAAUAGUACAAAUCAAACAAUGGUUGAGUUUCCAAUGGAAAUGCAAAAAGUAAAUGAUCAUUUAAUGUAUAAAAAUACUUACACAUUAAGAAAAUUUGCAGUUCCAGAUAAAUCUACCAAUUUUUCUCAAAAUAUUCUCAAAAGCAAUAAUUUUCCAUCAAUAAUAUCUUCUCCCCUAUCUACAGUAUUUGAUACUUCGAGUAAAAAUGGUCAGUAUUACCAUUACGUCAUGAAUUUGGGACAAAAUGGUCAAAGCAAACCACACUCUAGGACAAGAAUAUAUUCUACAGGUAAUGGAUUAUUAGAAAUUCUUAAUAAAACUGGUAUUCCUUAUUAUAAAAAUCCAAAUAUCCAAUAUGAAGCAGGAACUGUAACAUCAAAACCUCAGAAUGAUUAUGAAAAUUUUAAAACUGAUAUUAAUGAUUCAAAGCAUUUAAAGAAUGAAGCUACUGAACUAGAAGCAAAUAGUGCAUUUUCGGAUGUUGUGUUUGAUGAAUUGGAUUCUAAAUCGUCCUCUCUCAAACCUGAAAACAGUUCGUUGAACGUAGGAAAUGAGCUUCAACGCAUGGAAGAAGACGUUAAAAACCAAUUGACAUUCAUAACUAACACCAAUGAACCUCAGGAAACUCUAACCAUCUCCUUGAAUGACCCAGAAGAAGAAUUUCUGCUUAAUACUUCCUCACAAGAGUCAGUAUCAACACCCUCCGCUUUCCUUGUAGAUGUUUUUGACCUCAAUAAAGAUACUUUCCCUUUCCCAAACUUAACCCAAGAUGUUUUUGAAGUUGUUCACAAAGAUUCGGAGGAAGAAAAUGAAGAGGAUCUUUCUGCAUUUAAAGUUACAAUUCCAGAGUCUCCUUUAUAUUUGUUUGAAGAUUUCCCAACAGCCAGUAAAAGUAAUCUUUUUAAUGAUAACAUAAAAGAAUUAUCAAAUGAGUAUGUAACUUCUUUAGAAGAAUUCAAUCCAGCUCCUGAAAUUACCGUUGUUAAUUUUUCGACUGAAUCAACAACAUCUAUUGACACAAGCACAAAAGUUGACGCGACAACCAUUACUGGAUCACCCAUUUCGACCAGCCUCACAUCAACUAUUUCAUCUCACUUAGAAGAAAUUACAACCACUGAAGGGGCAGAAAAUAUCGUUAAUGACCCAUCAGAUGCAACUUCCCUGAUUACUGAUUUCACCACAUUAGCUAGCAAGACUGCACCUACUACAUUAAAACCUAUUGAUAUAACUGAAAAAGACAUAUUUGAAUUCACGUCAAAGCUUAAUACCCAAUCAUCCUUUGCUGUCACUAAUCCAACAGCAUCUUCAAUUAGCUCAGAAACUGAAGCAUCUACCAUUACGUUAUCCUCUGCAGAAUCUAUUACAUUUGAACCUACUGUUGCUACUGGUUACGAAAACGAUGUUACAACUUCCAAAGCGAGCGAAUCCAUGGAAAAACCUAUGUUAGAACUAGUAAUUCAAAACAAUGGAAUUAGUGAUUUAGUUUCUAAACUGCAUAAUAUGCCAAUGAUAAUCAGAGUGCUAAAUGCUGAGAGAAACAUGUCCUUCCCAGUGGAAUUAGUUUCUAGUGGAGAAACAGAUAAUGGACUCAUCAAAUUGGAUGAAGCUUUACUUGAUAAUGAGACAAGCACUUCAACGACCAAUGAAAUGACUGAAAAUCAAGAGAAAAUACUUACAGAGUUAGAAAGUGAAAUUCAAAGUCAAGAGAAUAGCUCUUCGUCUAACAGUAACGAGAAUCAAACACAAGACAUAGAACCUGUAAGCGCCGAUUUUACAACUAGCACUAUACCACCUCAGAUGACUACAAAACGUGAAUCAGAAGAUAAUAUUUUUGAUGAAUCGAAGGAAACUGCUGAAAGAAAAAUAGUUACAAUCCUAAAGAAAGUUGUGAACAAAUCUUCCAUAGUUUCUGAAACUUUAAAUAAUAAUAAAACUGACUCGUAUCAGCCAGAAUCAUCAAAUAAAAAGUUAACUGUCAUAACCCCUUUAGUUUCAAGAGCAAAAAAUAAAACUGUUGUGAAAAGAACAAAAGUCGUAAGGAAAUCAAAGACCUCUAGAAAAAAUGAAAGCAAGCGCCGAGAGAAUACGAGUUCAGAAUUAAAAAUUGCUGAUUCCAGUAAAAGCAAGACUAAAAGUCUCAGUUCAUCUGAAAGUUUCAGUUCACCUUUACAGGGUUUGCCAUUUAAGUACACCUCACCACAAAGAGAAAUUCCUGCAGCUUAUAAGAAUUUCUCACCGGAGAAAGAAUACACUGCGAGUAAAGGACUUGAAUUGCCAAAUGAACCUAUUUUUCGAGACCCAACAAUUUUUAUCGAUCACAUCCCGGCUACGUUCAACAACGAUGGCCUUAUUUCCGGUAAAGAUAUUAGAAACAACCCACUAAGAUAUAUUUCUGACUAUUCAGGUUACCUUGAGCAGACUGGCCUAAGCAAGCAAGACUCCUAUUCAGAAAAAGACAUUACAUUGUUUCCAGCAACUCAUGAUGACAUCAGACAUUCUCAGCAGUUAUUUAGAAGUUUUCAAAGUAACAAUACCUCCAAGAACAACGUAGCUAAAAGUUCUGGAAAAUUCGAUUAUGUAGAUGUCCUCCCAUACGAUGGAAUGAGCCCAGCAAUUAGCAAGGGAAGUGAAAUUCGUAAUGCUCAAGGAACCGAGUUUGGUCCAGAUGCCGUCAUUAUUAUAGAUGAUUAUGAAGAUAUGCCAGCAUACCAUGGAGAUGAUAAAUAUAUUUUUAUCGGUCAAAAUGACAGAAGUAUUGCUAAUACGAAUGGUAGAGAAGUCUUUAUAGAUCCAAGUGGACAAAAAGUUUCUUAUAUAGACUUGUUAUAAUGCCAUAGAAUGACUAAAUUAUGAAAAGCCAUCUUUUGGACAAAUAAAAAUUUGCUUUUCGACAACCACGAAAUGACAGUAAAAUUAACCUAUCUGAUAACUUUUACUAUUUUUACGAAUGAUUUUUUUUCUAUUAGAAAGCUUGAUACUUUAAUAUGAUUCUGAAUUUUAAAAAUUUAAUUUAAAAUAACAUAAACCAAAAAGGAAUAAAGAAUUCAUGUUUAUAUAUACUAACAUAAAUCUUCGAAAUAAUGCCAUUAUUUUUUUUAAAUUCUGGCAAAGUUUUUAAAAUUGCUUAUCAUUUUAAAUUUUUCAUUAAGCUUUUUCUACCACCGAAAUUUUUUUUUCUUCAUUCAAAUCGUAAAAGUCGGUAACUAUGCAUCACAAUAAAAUGCGUAUUCCUUGCAGCGUACUAGUUGAUUGUUCUCAUAUUUUGUGUUUAGAGAAGAAAGCCAUCAUUUCGAUUCACAAGAAAUGUUUGUAUAAUAAAUGCUCUUGUAUCAUAAUGUAAAGUACUUUUAA